This is a messenger RNA of Chinchilla lanigera (long-tailed chinchilla), 1351 nucleotides long. Its product is annotated as G2/mitotic-specific cyclin-B1-like. Lineage: Eukaryota; Metazoa; Chordata; Mammalia; Rodentia; Chinchillidae. The record is from RefSeq and is a predicted model, not a curated record. Gene Ontology annotation, biological process: mitotic cell cycle phase transition; regulation of cyclin-dependent protein serine/threonine kinase activity; mitotic metaphase chromosome alignment. Gene Ontology annotation, molecular function: cyclin-dependent protein serine/threonine kinase regulator activity. Gene Ontology annotation, cellular component: cytoplasm; cyclin B1-CDK1 complex; mitochondrial matrix.
GUGCACCGAUGCUCUCCUGCGGCUCCGGUGCUCUGCUACUGCCCGGCGAAGAGAAAGCUAUGGUGCUCUGAGUCCCCGGGAACAUGAAAAUUGAUGCUGAAAAUAAGGCCCCAAUUGGUGCGGCAGGUGCAAAGCAUGUGCCCACGGUCGCUACGCAAGGUCUGAGGCCAAGAAGAGCUUUUGGAGACAUGAGUAGCAGAGUCAGCGAGCAGCUACGAGCCAGAGUGCCUCUGAAAAAGGAAGCAAAAAUAACUUCAAUAACUUCAGCCACUGAAAAAGUUAUUGCUAAAAAGCUACGGAAACCUCUGGAGAAGAUGCCUGUCGACCCUGAACCGGAGCCUGUUAAGGAAGACAAACUCCCCCUGAACCUUUCUAUUGGGGUUGGCACUCCCUGUCCAAGCCGGAUGCAAACAUCUGGCCGGGCCCCUGCAGAAGGAUAUGUUUGUCAGGCUUUCUCUGAUGUAAUUCUUCCAGUGAAUGUUACGGAUGCAGAAGAUGGAGCAGAUCCCACCCUUUGUGGUGACUAUGUGCAAGAUAGCUCUGCUCUGCUCAGCAAAUACAGACUGGGUCGAGAAGUCCCUGGGAACAUGCGAGCCGUCCUAAUGGACUGGCUGGUACAGGUUCAAAUGAAAUUCAGGUUGCUGCAGGAGACCGUGUACAUGCCUGUUUCCAUUAUUGAUCGGUCCACGCAGAAUAAUCAAGUGCCCCAGAAGAUACUGCAGCUGGUCGGUGUCACUGCUGUGUUUGUUGCAAGCAGAUAUGAGGAAAUGUACCCUCCAGAAAUCGAUGACUUUGCUUACGUGACUGACAACACUGACACUAAACGCCAAAUCAGACAGCUGGAGAUGAAGAUUCUAGAAGUUUUAAACUUUGGCCUGAGCCGCCCUCUAUCCUUGCACCUUCUUCAUAGAGCAGCUAAGAUUAGAGAGGUUGGUGCUGCACAACAUCCUUUGGCUGAAUACCUGACAGAACUAACUACACUGGGCUGUGACUCGGGGCGCCUUCCUCCUUCUCAAAGUGCAGCAGGAGUUUUCUGCUCAGCACGGAAAAUUCUGGGUAAUGGUGAGUGGACACCAGCUCUGCAGCACUGUCUGUCACACACUGAAGAGCCCCUCCUUCCUGUAGUGCAGUACCUGGCUCAGAAUAUAAUCAUAGUGAGUCACGGGCCUACAAAGCACAUGACUAUCAAGAAUAACAAGCAUGCCCCAUCUCAGCGUGCUACGAGCAGCAUUCUAGCACAGCUGAAGUAUGCGUUAGUUGAGGAUUUGGCCGAGGCUGUGGCAAAGCUGUAACCUGUGGACUGGAAUACUAUAUCUGCAAAUAAUAUCAGCACUCUGUGCCACCUGUACAU